This is a messenger RNA of Microplitis demolitor, 1164 nucleotides long. RefSeq names its product zwei Ig domain protein zig-8. Gene Ontology annotation, cellular component: neuron projection membrane. The transcript has 6 exons. Bases 268 to 1164 code for a protein of 298 amino acids. The record is from RefSeq and is a predicted model, not a curated record. Gene Ontology annotation, biological process: synapse organization. NCBI's taxonomy places the organism in Eukaryota, Metazoa, Arthropoda, Insecta, Hymenoptera, Braconidae.
GCUGAAUCCACGAACAGAGAAGGCACGAACGUCACGCGAAGCAUUAUUUACAACAGAGCUAGUCGCGACUUGUCACGCGGUUAAAUUUUUAGUUACACAGAGAAAGAGCAGAAAGAGGAAAAAGAGAAGGAGGAGAAGGAGGGAUAGGAGUGAGCCCGUUAUUCAGAAUUGAGGAUGAAGAAAAUUAUGAAGAGGAUGUGGGUCAUUUGAGUAUCGUUGUGUUGUGGAAUAUAAAAGAAAGUUUAGAGAUCAUUCUAGUUUUGCGAAAUGGCUUUGAGAUGGCAAGCGAGGCUAUCUAUCGCCGCUAUACUUUUUAUGUGUACUGAAGACACGCUGAGUCUAAAUGAUGGGAUGGAAAAGCUGGAGCGGCAUCCUGGGCAAGGCAGGCCAAGACAGCAGAUGAUCGAUCACUCGAUCGGUCUCAAGACCAAGCCCGAGCCCACUUUUGAUUUUAACCAGCCCACUAAUGUCACUGCUCUCAUUGGAAAAACAGCGUAUCUCACUUGUCGAGUCAGACAUCUUGGGAAUAAAACUGUGUCGUGGGUACGACUGCGAGACAUCCACAUUCUGACAACCGGAGCGUACACUUACACGAGUGAUCAGCGAUUCCAGGCUCUGCACAGACAGAACACCGGUCAGAAUAACGAAUGGUCUGAGUGGACCCUGUGCAUAAAAUGGGCCCAGGAGCGUGACCAGGGUAUUUACGACUGUCAAAUAUCGACCAUACCACUAAAGUCUCACCAGUUUUACCUGAACGUUGUCGUUCCCACGGCAACGAUUCUCGGUGGUCCGGAACUGUACGUGGGUGCUGGAAGUACGAUAAACCUGACAUGUGCGAUACGGUUCAGCUCAGAACCCCCAGCCUACAUCUUUUGGUACUACGACGGCAACGUACUCAGCUACGACAGUCCUAGAGGUGGUGUGUCGGUGAUAACGGAGAAAGGAACUGAUGUUACAACUUCGUGGCUCCUUAUACAGACAGCACAGCCCUCAGACUCGGGUGAAUACAGCUGCAAGCCCAGCAAUGCCAAUACUGCGUCUAUACGUGUUCACGUUGUCAAUGGUGAACGUCCAGAAGCGAUGCAAACAGGGACAGCAGGGCCUAUUUUAUCCUCAAGCUGCCUCUUGGUAUCGCUCAUCAUUUUGUACAUAUCUUCAGUGUAA